Molecule: messenger RNA, 5480 nt
Organism: Anarrhichthys ocellatus (wolf-eel)
Lineage: Eukaryota; Metazoa; Chordata; Actinopteri; Perciformes; Anarhichadidae
Gene: tbx2b
Product: T-box transcription factor 2b
Exons: 7
Coding region: 1835-3880 (681 amino acids)
Biological process (GO): positive regulation of DNA-templated transcription; cell fate specification; regulation of transcription by RNA polymerase II
Cellular component (GO): nucleus; chromatin
Molecular function (GO): RNA polymerase II cis-regulatory region sequence-specific DNA binding; DNA-binding transcription factor activity, RNA polymerase II-specific
Source: RefSeq, a predicted model, not a curated record
AGCAGCUGUUUAUCCAAAAAGAUUUUUUUUUUUAAUUCACAUCUGACACCGAGCCAUGACCGAGGCAGAAAAGUGGAGCGGAGCCGCAGAUGAGGCUGCUGAGGGGGGGCCGGAGGGGCCGGAGGGGCUCGCGCAUGCACGACUUCAGGGUAAAUAUAAAGAGACAAGAGAUUGUUCUUAUUGUGGCGCAUCAGCCGACUGGCGCCGAGCGGCUCUUUAACAAACUGAGUCCAAGUUAAUCAAGAGCUGCGGCGCUGGAUUUCCUCUAAAGGAGCUCAGCAGAGCGGAGUGCAGGGAGGCGGGUGGGGGGGCCCCGUGGCUCCCGGAGUCUCGCACUGUCCUUGGUUUGAAAAAAUACAACCUGUCGGAGAUUACACGCUGCCACGGCCUGCCCUCAGCUCUGAGACUGAGCACUAAAUCAUCUCAUUGCUGGCGAUUGUUUCGACACAAAAAUAAAAUCCCCACGACGUCCAACAACAGUGUAACAUUAGUGAUAAUAACGGACACUGACAAUAACAUUUAACCUUAUUUAAAAAAUAAAAAUCCAACAAUGCCAGAGUCUCCAAAUAAUGUAACUUUAUUUGCGUCUAAACAAGGAAGAGUUUGUAUCGAAGUGAGCACUCACCGCUUUUCCUUCUCUCUGAUAUUUCUCUUAAAAUUCACUCAUCAUCAUUCAUCUGGUUUCCUCUUUUCCUCCGCGCAGCAUCUGGGUUUGUCUUUUCCAGCCUCGUCUCUUUUAUUGCGCCGCCGCCGCUGCGACCGUCGCUGCCUUCCCGUCAGCUCGAUCAGGACAAACGCACAGAUAAAUGUCUCUCGCCCGGGGAAGCCGGGCUGUAUGAGGCUGAAGUCAGUGUACACACAGCUAACACGGAUAGCCUGGGCUAGUGUGAGGCAAAUCCAGCCUAUAAACGUCAAAACAGCCGAUAACACGGAAUAAGUACAAGGCUGUUAUUAUAGAGAGCGAUCGAGAGAGCAGCGGCUCUUUGGAAUAAAUCUCUCCGGAAUGCAGAACAUGAGCUGCGAGUCGUGGAUUGAGCCUACUGUAGUGAGUUGUUCUAAAAGACAUGGUAAACGUGGAGGACUGGAGCUGUUCCUCUGUAUUGAGGUGAGUAUUUAAACAGUGACUCUGUGGAUGGGCUGGUUUCUCCGGAGGCGACGUUGUAAAAACGCAAGCCGAGAGAGAUGAUGCCUCCACCGGCCAAGAACUGAGGGCUGACCCGGUGUUUGGCUUGGAAAUGGGGGUGGGAUUUCCCGAUCUUUCCUGUCAUUGGUUAAUAUUUUAUUCUGUUGACAUGUUUUCUUACUGCUAAUGCUUCCGACACCUUCUUGCCCCCCUCCCUCCUCUCAUAGAAUCUGACCGGAGCUGUCAGAACCACGCCUAUAGGGGCCCACAAUUGGUCCAGAAAGCGUAAAAUCAGCAAUCAAAGGGGCUUGGUUCAUUAGUGUUGGGGAUGGAGGCAGGAAGGACAUGUGAGAUAGUCACAGAUCUGCAGUGAACGGGGCCACAUCUCUCCAGUCAGUGUGGGAUGACUGAAGCAGAGGAACAGCUUAUUUCUCUGAGAGGCACACAGCGCAGCCGGGCUCUGUCUUCACACACCGCUCCUACUGAGGGACUCGGCGGAGGAGCCGAAGGAACAAGCACAUCAACAGCAACUCUGGGCUAUUUUUUUCUUCAGCCUGAUAACGCGCUGUGUGUUUGACAAAGCCCCGUGCUCGUCAGCGCCGCUCAACAGAAAUUAACUGCUCGCGAAGCGCGGACCUACUCUGGCUCUGGGUUGGGGGGAAUUACCACUAAAAUAUCCAUUAUUUCACUUCGGUUUUUGUGGAUGCACCGAUGAGAGAUCCAGUUUUCACAGGGACUGCAAUGGCUUAUCACCCUUUCCACGCACACCGGCCGACCGACUUCCCCAUGUCCGCCUUUCUAGCGGCCGCCCAGCCUUCCUUCUUCCCGGCGCUCAGCCUGCCUCCCGGGGCGCUCACCAAGCCCAUUUCGGACCACGGCCUGGCCGGGGCGGCGGAGGUUGUGCUCCACCCGGCCCUAAGCCACCAUCAGGCGGUUCAUCUCCGCAGCAUGAAGAGCCUGGAGCCCGAGGAGGAAGUGGACGACGACCCCAAAGUAACACUGGAAGCCAAGGAUCUUUGGGACCAAUUUCAUAAAGUCGGGACGGAGAUGGUUAUUACCAAGUCCGGAAGGAGGAUGUUCCCUCCGUUCAAAGUGCGAAUAAACGGACUCGAUAAAAAGGCCAAAUACAUCCUGCUGAUGGACAUCGUGGCGGCGGACGACUGCCGCUACAAGUUCCACAACUCCCGCUGGAUGGUGGCGGGCAAGGCCGACCCAGAGAUGCCCAAGCGGAUGUAUAUCCACCCGGACAGCCCGGCCACCGGCGAGCAGUGGAUGGCGAAGCCUGUUGCUUUCCAUAAACUCAAGUUGACCAACAACAUUUCAGACAAACACGGAUUUGUCCAGACCAUCCUGAACUCUAUGCACAAGUACCAGCCCCGGUUCCACAUAGUGCGGGCCAACGACAUCCUGAAGCUUCCCUACAGCACCUUCAGGACCUACGUCUUCCCGGAGACUGAAUUCGUGGCGGUGACGGCCUACCAGAACGACAAGAUAACGCAGCUGAAGAUUGACAACAACCCUUUUGCCAAAGGAUUCAGAGACACGGGGAACGGGAGGAGAGAGAAAAGGAAACAGCUAACCAUGCCAUCGCUGCGGAUGUUUGAGGACCAGUGCAAGGCGGACCGGGAUGGCGCGGACUCGGACGACUCAUCCAGUGAGCCUCCGACCAGCAGGGACGCCGUCCACUCCCCGCUGGGAGCCGAUACCAGCCCGCUGAGGUUCAGCAGGUCCAGUCGAGAUGAGAAAACGUGCACUGACAGCGAGCAGGAGCUGGAGCAUCAUGACGAGCGCUGCACUGGCUCCAACAGCCCGGGACCUGAACCUGUGUCCCCCUACAGCUCCAGGUGUGAGGAGCGCAUGAGGGACAGGCCUAUAACAGAAAAGAAGGAUGACUCCUUAUUCAGUAUAAGGAACCUUGAGAAGGACAAAGCGGAGAGCAGGCACAGGAAGGACACCAAGGACAUGUUGACAAAGGACUUGGAGGCCGGAGGCAUUAGUGCCACUAAGGAGACCUUCUCCCCUCUCAUGGUUCAGACCGAGAGCCCCUCGCACUUCAGCCCAGCCCACUUACAAAGUCUGGCUCUGUCUGGCCUGCACAGUCAGCAGUUCUUUAACCCUCUGGGCGCCGGAUCACCACUGUUGUUUCACCCCGGGCAGUUUGCCAUGGCCCCUGGAGCCUUUUCUGCUAUGGGCAUGGGGCAUCUAUUGGCCUCUGUAUCUGCAAGUGGUUUGGAAAAUGGCCUCUCCACUCAGGGCACGGGAGGAAGCCCCAACCCCUUCCCCUUCCAUCUGUCUCAGCACAUGCUCGCCUCUCAGGGCAUCCCCAUGCCUCCGUUUGGCGGUCUGUUCCCAUAUCCCUACACCUACAUGGCGGCGGCUGCUGCUGCGGCCUCGGCCUCAGCCCUCCCAGCCACCAGCACCUCUAACCCCCUCUCCAGGAACCCCUUCCUGAACGCGUCACGUCCCCGGCUCCGCUUCAAUCCCUACCAGCUCCCAGUGUCGCUGCCUCAGAGCCUGCUCACUGGCCUGCAGGGCAGCCUGAAUCCAGGCUCCGAAUCCUCCAAACCGGGCAGCAGGGACACCAGUCCAGCACCGGAGCACCACAGCAACCAUAAGACAGGAGGGUCAAGUGGGAGGGUUGCAUCUCCCAAAACCUCUAUGAAGGACUCAGUGAAUGAGCUGCAAAGCAUUCAGAGGCUGGUCAGCGGCCUGGAGAGCCAGCGGGAGCCCUCCCCGAGUGCAGACUCUCCCAAGUGAUGAAAACUCUCCGUUUGGGAUGAAGACUUGGCUUGAAUACCAGAGGACUAUAAGUGCAUUUGUCCUGUACAGCACAUUAGAGAGACUGGGAUGAGGUUUGACUGAUAUAGGUCCAGUGAAGGCCGAUAACUGGUAUUUUUUGGAACAAAGCAGCAUAUUGACAAAAAUGUUGCCCAUAUAAUUCAAUUUAAUCUUUUUAAAUCCACAAGUAUUAAGGGUCUCCUCUGGAGCUUACCUAUUAGAGAGGGUGAAAAGCCUGUAAGACAACAUUUUGACUAUCAUCAGAUACACACCUUCCCCUGAAUCCCAUGUUUUGGGGUUAGCGGCUCUUGAAGGCAGGCUCACCCAUGUAGAAACUCUGGGGUACAUUCCUGCAUUAAAAUACUAUUAUACAAAACAAUGAAAUAUAUAAACAACACAUUUUAGACAAUGAAAUACUAAAAUAAUGAUAAAACAAAAAUGAGGGUCAGGAUCGGCCCCAUCAAUCGGUCUAACCUGCUUGAGAGCCUGCCCCUCCGUAGACUGGGCGGGGCACAGCGGAGUGUUGAGUUUGGUGAACUUGAAGCAUUUGAGCGUCCCGGCCUGGUUUCGACAGGCAGGUCUCAAGCUGCAUCCAAAAACUUUUUUCCAGGCCUGAUUAUUUCAAAAGGCACGGAAGGUGAACGCUCUGCGAGAGGAAGAAAUAACCGCUUAUCAUUUCAUGCCAGAAAAAAAAAUCGGAACUAUUUAUGUAAUUAAAGAUAAAACAAAUUCUGUAAAUAAAGCUAAGAUCCAAGAAUAUGCAAUUGGUAUUAAUUUAUUCAAGGCUGUAUAUUAGCGUGUAUAUAUUUCGAAUUUAACUUGUUACUUUUUUUUCUCCUCCUCCUCUCCCCCAUUUUACAUGAACGUAUACUGUACAUGAAAGCUAUUUAGCGCUUGUUGGUUUGAAAAACUGUUUAUGAAGCAUCGCUGAUUUUUAGGUGACGUGUGUGCCAUGUUUUAGUCUGCAUCCACCGACAAAGACAGAGGAAAGAGCUCCACAUGGAUUCAAAAACACCUCAGGUUAUUUCACUCCAGCCAGGAGACAUUCAAAGCAAUUCCUCCUACGGGCGCAUCAUUCAUAUCUAUUCAAAAAUAUAUUUAAAGAAGAAAGUAUCUUGUUUAUGCUGGUUGUCCGGGUUUUUUUUUUUUUUUUUUUUUGAUUGUCUCACAAUUUCAAUAAAAAAAUCGUUGUGCUGAAAGCUUGGAGGCGUAUCCUUAUUAUUAUUGUUGUUAUUAUUGUUUAUUGUUAAUUAUAUUAAUAUAAGAACUUUUUAUUAUUGGUAUCCUCUUAUUAGAGCCGAACAGCUGUACACAUUUUAAAAAGCGUUUUUUUAAAUAAGUCGUUGGACACACACACACACAGUGCACACACAUAAGCACACGUGGGACAGGAGCGCCCCCUGUCGAUCAUAUGUUUUACAUGAAAAAGUGCAUGUGUGUAUUUUAAUUUCAUAAGAACAUGUUAUUGAGUUUAAUCCGUGUCAUUAAAAUACAUUUGAAAUCAGAUGAUGAAAUUAAUUGAUUACUUUUUGGGUGAUAUUUGUUGCUAUCCAUUUUCCAUAAAAUCUACAGCUGUGAA